AAACAUGACUGUAAAAUCACGUUAAUAAAGUUGCCAGACCCACGUCUGAAAGUGUAACCUGUUUGUGGCUGUGCAGUUCAAACUCCAUGGAAUGUCAGUUUCACUUUCACACCAUGGUCCUCUCAUCACCCUUCACCUUUCUCACGUUCCUCACUCUCACUCUCACCCAUGCCCAGUUCACUCAUCCACCACCUCCUUUUGCUUGCGAUUGGUCCAACCCCUCCACCAGAUCCUACCCAUUCUGCAACCCAAAGCUUCCCAUCAAGCAAAGAACCAGAGACCUUGUCUCACGGCUCACAUUGGAUGAGAAACUCGCCCAACUUGUUAACUCAGCCCCUCCCAUUCCCCGACUCGGCAUCCCAGGUUACCAGUGGUGGAGUGAAGCACUUCACGGUGUUGGCAAUGUUGGUCGUGGCAUCUUCUUCAAUGGUUCCAUUUCUUCUGCAACUAGCUUCCCUCAAGUCAUUCUUACCGCAGCCACCUUCGAUUCACACCUCUGGUACAAAAUUGGUCAGGCUAUUGGAGUUGAAGCAAGAGCAAUCUACAAUGGUGGACAAGCUAUGGGGAUGACAUUUUGGGCUCCAAAUAUCAACAUUUUCAGGGACCCAAGAUGGGGGAGAGGACAAGAGACAGCUGGUGAAGACCCUUUGCUGAGUUCUAAGUAUGCAGUUUCCUUUGUCAGAGGGAUUCAAGGGGAUUCUUUUCAGGGAGGGAAAUUGAGGGGCCACCUUCAAGCUUCUGCUUGUUGCAAGCAUUUCACUGCCUAUGAUUUGGACAAUUGGAAAGGUGUGAGUCGCUUUGUCUUCGAUGCUCAAGUGACUUUACAAGACUUAGCGGACACAUAUCAGCCACCAUUUCAGAGUUGCGUACAGCAAGGACGAGCAAGUGGGAUAAUGUGUGCUUACAACCGUGUAAAUGGUGUUCCGAACUGUGCUGAUUACAAUCUCCUAACCAAAACCGCCAGAAAACAAUGGGAUUUCCACGGGUACAUUGCGUCAGAUUGUGGAGCAGUGGCGAUCAUACAUGAUGAGCAAGGGUAUGCAAAAUCAGCAGAGGAUGCUGUAGCUGAUGUUAUUCGGGCUGGGAUGGAUUUGGAAUGCGGUUCUUAUUUAACAGACCAUGCUAAAUCAGCAGUGGUGCAGAAAAAACUACCCAUAUCACUAAUAGACCGUGCCCUUCACAACCUGUUUUCAAUCAGAAUAAGGCUUGGCCUAUUUGAUGGAAAUCCAAACAAGCUCUCAUUUGGCAUGAUUGGUCCAAACCAUGUCUGUUCCAAACAACACCUCUACCUUGCUCUUGAAGCUGCAAGAAAUGGCAUUGUCCUUUUAAAAAACACAGCCUCACUUCUCCCAUUUCCAAAAACAAGCCCCACCACCAUAUCCCUAGCAGUGAUAGGUCCCAACGCCAACGCUUCCCCGCUAACUCUUCUAGGAAACUAUGCUGGCCCUCCUUGUAAAUCCAUCACAAUACUGCAAGGGUUUCAGCAUUAUGUGAGGGACACAGUUUUUCACCCCGGAUGUGAUGGUGGACCAAAGUGUCCCUCGGCACAAAUAGAGGAGGCUGUGGAGGUUGCUAAGAGAGUGGAUUAUGUGGUGCUGGUUAUGGGGUUGGAUCAGAGUGAAGAGAGGGAAGAACGCGAUCGUGCUCACCUUGACUUGCCGGGCAAGCAACUGGAACUCAUUAAUAGUGUUGCCAAAGCUUCUAAGAGACCUGUUGUUUUGGUGCUCCUUUGUGGAGGGCCUGUGGAUAUUAGUUCAGCAAAGUAUGAUAACAAAAUUGGAGGGAUUCUCUGGGCUGGUUAUCCAGGAGAACUUGGAGGCAUUGCACUUGCACAGGUUAUAUUUGGUGACCAUAACCCAGGAGGAAGAUUACCAAUUACUUGGUACCCAAAAGACUACAUCAAAGUGCCAAUGACAGACAUGAGGAUGCGAGCUGAUCCUGCAACCGGCUAUCCCGGUAGAACUUACCGAUUCUACAAGGGUCCAAAAUUGUAUGAAUUUGGCUACGGACUAAGCUACUCAAAAUAUUCCUAUGAGUUCAUUUCUGUUACACACAACAAUCUUCACUUCAAUCAAUCAUCCACUCAUAUGAUACUUGAAAAUUCUGAAACCACCAAGUACAAAUUAGUUUCUGAAUUGGGUGAAGAAGCCUGCGAAAGAAUGUCGGUCUCGGUCACCGUGGGAGUUCAAAAUCAUGGAAGCAUGGUGGGGAAGCAUCCUGUGUUGCUUUUCAUGAGGCCAGGAAAACAGAGAACAGGAAGUUUUAUCAAACAGUUGGUGGGUUUUCAGAGUGUGUUGCUAGAUGCAGGGGAAAGGGGUCAAAUUGGAUUUGACUUAAGCCCUUGUGAGCAUCUUAGUAGAGUGAAUGAGGUUGGUUUGAAGGUCAUAGAAGAAGGGUCUCACUUUUUGCUUGUGGGUGAUGAAGAGUACCCAAUUGAUAUCAUAGUUUGAUGUACACAUUUAGUGUAUGUUUGGAUACACGAUUGAGAACCACGGUGAAACACAAUCAUAACGGACAGAAACAACUUUUCUUAGCUUUUGUCACUGUCCAAGGUGAUUUUGGUUUCACCGUCAUUUUUCACUAUGUAUUCAAAUAUGCAAUUAUUCUUCAACAAGGGAAAGCUAAUUUAGUGAACUUAUUCAUGAAACAUGAUUCAAAUUGGGACUAUGAGAUUGAGAAAUGUAUUAUAUGAUUCCUGGCUCGUGGCUCCAUGGUUUUCGUAUUAGAUGAACGAGGUGCAUUUUCAGCAUUUCAUCUUUUUGAUCAUCAAUCCGGAUAAACCCGGUCACUGAAUUGAACUGUAUGCAUCAUCUAAUAAAAUUUUGUUAUCCUUUUGAGUUUUGAA
Lotus japonicus is the source of this 2845-nucleotide messenger RNA. RefSeq names its product probable beta-D-xylosidase 7. Gene Ontology annotation, cellular component: plant-type cell wall. The coding region runs from base 87 to 2450 and encodes 787 amino acids. Gene Ontology annotation, molecular function: xylan 1,4-beta-xylosidase activity; alpha-L-arabinofuranosidase activity. The record is from RefSeq and is a predicted model, not a curated record. Gene Ontology annotation, biological process: arabinan catabolic process; xylan catabolic process. The transcript has 6 exons. NCBI's taxonomy places the organism in Eukaryota, Viridiplantae, Streptophyta, Magnoliopsida, Fabales, Fabaceae.